Messenger RNA from Homalodisca vitripennis (glassy-winged sharpshooter), 3361 nucleotides. Its product is annotated as ABC transporter G family member 23-like. Lineage: Eukaryota; Metazoa; Arthropoda; Insecta; Hemiptera; Cicadellidae. Gene Ontology annotation, cellular component: membrane. The coding region runs from base 119 to 1927 and encodes 602 amino acids. The transcript is spliced from 14 exons. The record is from RefSeq and is a predicted model, not a curated record. Gene Ontology annotation, molecular function: ABC-type transporter activity; ATP binding; ATP hydrolysis activity.
UUUGCUGGGGCCAAGUGGGUGUGGAAAGACGACUCUACUCAGCUGUAUCGUAGGCCGAGUACAUCUCGACGCUGGGGAGAUAGUCACCAGGGCUAGGAGGAAGUCAGAUGUUGGAUAUAUGCCACAGGAUGUUGCGUUGUUCAGUACCAUGAGCAUCCUGGAGACAUUCCUCUACUAUGGCAGACUGUACGGGAUGAGCAGGAGAGAGGUGUACUCCAGGACAGAAGAGUUGAUACGACUCCUGGAGCUCAAAUCGGCGGGCACCAUCAUCGAUAAGCUGAGUGGCGGCCAGCAAAGGAGGGUUUCAUUUGCUAUCGCUCUCCUGCACGAUCCUGAUCUGCUGAUCCUGGAUGAACCGACCGUUGGCCUGGAUCCCGUCCUCAGCCACAGUAUAUGGGAACACUUGUUGAAGCUGACCAGUAAUGACAAGAAGAGUAUCAUCAUCACGACACACUAUAUAGAGGAAGCUAGGCAAGCUCACGUGGUAGGAUUGAUGCGCGGGGGAGUGCUGCUCGCAGAGGAGUCCCCUAACCAGUUGAUGGCGAGCUGUGGCUGCGACAGUCUGGAGCAGGCGUUCCUGGAGCUAAGUGCGCGCCAGCAGCAGACCAACGGCAGUGAGGAGGAUCUGGACCAGAAGGAAGUUUACCCAGAAAAACAGAAACCACCGCCAAGAUCGCCUCUACAUAACGGGGAUGUAUUUGCUACCACUCGGUUUAUCGCUCAACUCAUCAAGAACCUCUUCUUUAUGUGGAGGAAUAAGCCCAUGAUGCUGUUUCUGUUCGGUCUUCCCAUCCUGCAGUGCACCCUGUACAACUUGGCGAUAGGGCGGGACCCUAAGGGGUUGAAGCUGGCAGUGGUGAACCAGGAGUUGGAGCACGGACUCUCGGACUGUGUCCACAUACCCGCCACCGGCUGUCACCUCGACCUCCCCCUCAGCUGCAGAUACGUGGACCACAUACGGACGAAAACACUGUCCUUGGUGGAAGUAGAAAGUCUGGAGAAGGCGGAAGCGGUGGUUAGAGGAAACGGUGUCUGGGGUAUCAUCCAUUUCGGACACAACUACAGCGAGGCUCUGGUGCGCAGGAUAGAGGACUUCCAGGAUGCGGAAGAAGAUAUAAUAGAGGAUGCCAUGGUCAACGUCAAGCUGGACAUGUCUAACCAGUAUAUCGGGAACCUGCUGAGGACGGAUCUGCUGACGAGCUACGCGUCCUUCCUCAGAGAAGUGUUCCGCGACUGCCAAUGGCCUGAACAAGCCAUCGACAUACCCAUCAGGAUAGAAGAUCCCAUCUACGGGACGAGAAGACCGAGUUUUCUCCAUUUUGCUUCUCCUGCUGUCAUCAUUGUGUUCGAGUUUUAUCUACCAGUUAUGUUUACUGUCGGAGUUCUUCUGCAGGAGAAGAUGGCUGGCAUACUGGAGAGGAGUAUGGUUGCAGGUCUGACAGCUCUGGAAAUGGUGCUUGCUCACUCUCUUAUUCAGUUCAUGGUUCUGCUGGUGCAGACAGGAGCCAUGCUUUUCGUCAUGUACCAGGUGUUCGACAGCCCCUUCAUAGGUGACUUCUACUGGACUACAGGUCUGUUGCUGCUGCAAGGUCUCUGCGGAAUGUGUUACGGGUUCCUGGUGUCCAUCAUUGCUGACACAAUGUACACAGCUUCAUUUCUGGGCAUGGGCUCAUUCUUCCCCCUAUGUCUGACCAGCGGAAUGGUCUGGCCUCAGGAAGGGAUGCAUCCUGUGCUGCGAUCUGUUGGAUGGCUACUUCCUCUAUCCUUGUCCACAGAGUCUAUCCGCUCUCUGACGGCGCGUGGCUGGGGUAUCCGCCAUCAUUCGGUCUACUACGGCUACAUUUCGACCAUCGUCUGGAUAGCGGUGUUCCUUGCAGCCAUCACCAUGAUUAUCCGGAUCAAGAAGGGUAUCCGGACGAGCAAGUAGAGAUCGGCCGACCGUUACCAGCUGUCUGAGCGUCGGCCGACACAAUGUACACGUUCCCGUCGGCUGUUUAAACACCGGCUGUUCUUGUGAUCCAAAGUUAGGUCUUAUGAGACGUUGAGUUCAAGAGUCGACAAACAUCAGCCAUUAUCGUGUGGUACUUGGCACUGUAAGCUUUACUUGUGUCAUGUAUAGAGUCUUUGUAAAUAGGGUAUGUUACAUGCACUUUAGUAACUAGAAAUAAGCAUACAACCUGUAUUUAAUACUUAGCAAUGAGCUCUCUGGAUUUUCUCAGAAUAUCGUAAAAUAUUCCUUUUAGUUUUAAGUAAUAAAGCUCCCGAAAUAUGCAUAACUCCUUGGAGUUUUUACAUCUUUGCUUAAGAUCUCAUUUGUUUCGGAGCUUUUUUCUUAUAAAUGACGCAUUUAUUGUAAAUAACUUGAUGUGAAUAUCACAUAAUUUUGAUUUAUUGAUUACAACAUAUUUGUACUAAUUGAAUUUUAAAUUAAUAUAUGGGUUAUUAGAAAACACAUACAAAUAUUUUUGUAUCUUUCAAAGCAUAUCAAUUAGAAACAAGGUUGAUGAUAAAAUAAGUUGUUAAUAGUUCUUUUUAAUAAAAAAGAUCAUUGUUUCACUGUUCCAUGUGUAUGUUCUCAUUAAAAAAAUAUAUAUUUAUUAUAUAAAUACCAUUACUUAAAAUGUCUGCAACACAUAAACUUUUAAUCAAGUAUUGGUCGAUAUUAGCAGAUUUCUUAGUAGGUUAUACACUUGCUAUGGUAUACACAAAUAUUAAGAAAAUGCCAGAGUAACAUGAUAUUUACCAUCGUUACAUGUUUCAAGAUCUGCAAUAUAUCCUGUUUUUAAGGUAUCAGAAAAUUAAAGAAUAAGAUUAAUAAUGAAAAAUAUCAUAAUGGUGAAUCAUAUUAGUGUUUUAAAUCGUCGAUAUUUUUAAAUAAGAAAUACAUUUUGAAAAAGUACAGUGUAAAACUAUUUUCUUGCGUAUGGAAAUAUAUACAAUAAUAUAUAUUUCCAAAAUAUAUACAUAUUUAAUGUGUUCUAGGUACAAAAACAAAAAAAAUCAACUGCGUGGAUAUUUGUAGCUAAAAAUUCUAAUUUGAUGUUUACUUUAUUGGUAGAAAUCACAAUAAUAAUGCUGGUAAAAUAAGAAUAAGUGAAAUAACGUCAUGUUAAAAAAGUGUUUUAGCUUAGGUUUAAGCUUUUUUUUGGAUAACGUAUAUAGAAAAGCUUCGUCUAAAUGCUCAGAUGUAAUAAUCAUUAUUAGAAUGAUGCGAAGAAAAAUAUCUGCUUUGCUCAAUUGUAGGAACGAUUACUGUCGUAAUUUAUAAAAACAUUAAAAUUGUAAAUAUUAAUUGUUAAAGAGUUAGUUUUUAAGACCACUAUCGUUAAUAAUAAAAAUAAAGUUGAGUAUGGUUUGUUAA